Molecule: messenger RNA, 1416 nt
Organism: Bombyx mori (domestic silkworm)
Lineage: Eukaryota; Metazoa; Arthropoda; Insecta; Lepidoptera; Bombycidae
Gene: Smug
Product: single-strand selective monofunctional uracil-DNA glycosylase
Exons: 5
Coding region: 16-564 (182 amino acids)
Biological process (GO): base-excision repair
Molecular function (GO): single-strand selective uracil DNA N-glycosylase activity; oxidized pyrimidine nucleobase lesion DNA N-glycosylase activity
Source: RefSeq, a predicted model, not a curated record
UAAAUAUGCUCGAGAAUGUUUCGAAACGUUCCAUUUGGUGAAAUUUCUUCAGUCAGAGAUUGGCUGGGUAUAAAUGGCUCUGUUGGCAAACCUCCACUGGAAAUUAAGUCUAGACCAGUCAAUGGAUUUGAUUGUAAAAGAACUGAAGUAAGUGGGAAACGAUUCUGGGGAUUGUUCAAGAAUUUAUGUGGAGAACCAAACAAUUUUUUUGAAUCUAGUUUUGUAUAUAAUUAUUUACCAGAACAAUGGAUGAAGAAUAAUGGAUGCAAUUUGACUCCUGGUGAUUUCAAGGCCGCAGAAAUAGAUUCAUUAUAUCACAUAUGUGAUCCAAUAUUCAAAAAAGUUCUCGAACUUUAUGAUGUACACAUCAUAGUGGCGAUCGGAAAAUUUUGCGAAUUACGCGCACAAAAAAUUCUGGACAAGUAUUCAUUUCGAAAUAAAAUACAGGUAAUAUACAUGCCACAUCCAAGUCCAAGAGCUGUAAACAAUAAUAACUGGGACGACAAAGCACUUCACUGUUUAAAAGAAAACAAUUUAUUGCACUUUUAUCAAGGAUUUGCUUGAAAUUGUAUCGUUAAAAGAUUAAGUCGAAUAUGGUUGAUCAUAUGAGAAGGUGUCUUGAAUUAGCAGCUGAAGCUCUGGCUCUUAAAGAGGUGCCUGUUGGUUGUGUAUUCACAGUUAACGGACAAAUUAUUGCAGAAUCAAAAAACAGUGUAAACGCCACACACAACCCAACUAGACAUGCGGAAAUCAACUGCAUUGAUCAAAUUCUAGAAUACUGUAGAUUAAACAACAUCGAUUACAAGCUAUAUUUCAAGAACGUAAUUGUGUAUGUGACCGUUGAACCGUGCAUAAUGUGCGCGGCAGCGCUCAACAAUCUAAACAUCCGUGAGGUGGUAUAUGGUUGCCCCAAUGACAGGUUUGGCGGAAAUACCGUUUUAGAUGUCAGUAACUUUUAUGAACAAAAUUAUAUUUUAAAUGGAAACUUGUUGGCAGAUGAAGCUAUGAUGUUGCUCAAAGAGUUUUAUAAAGGGAUAAACCCUAAUGCCCCUGAAUCAAAAGUGAAGAAAGAUAAAAAAGUUUAAUUUAAUUAAAAUAUUGUCGAAGACUUCCUAAAGUGAAGAAAAGUGUAAUUUAAACGUAGAGAAUUAUACAAUAUUAGUCUAUUAAAGAUUGUCCACAUAAAACUUCAGUUUUAUCAACAAUUUUUUUUUUUAAUUGAAGUUGAGAUUACUAUAGUCGCCAAACUGAAUUUUUUUAGUGUAUAUGAUCUGAUUUUUUAAUGUACAUGCACAAUACAAGUAAUUACUGUGAGUUCACUAUUUAUCAAAAGUAUUAAAAAGGCUCAUAUGAUUUUUGUACGAUAAAUCCUUAUCAUGUUGAUACUGAUUAUACAAAUAUAAGUGAUAUACUGUU